CUAAAAGUCGGAAUGCUGCUGCUUUCUUUCUUACACACUCACAUCUUCAUCAGCAAACACACACCCUGCUGGCAUCCUCCAAAUUUACACGAUCCCACGAGUUCCAAAUAGAAACUUUGAAGAAUAUGGCCAUCACAAAGUCAAACAUCCCACCGAAGGCGCAAAAGCUGCCGCCGGGUGUAUACACUCCAGUGAUUUCUCUCUACAAACCUACGAAAACACAAGAGCUCGAUCUCGAUGCUAUGUACAAGCAUGCGCAAUAUCUAGUUCGAGGUGGAAUGCACGGUCUCGUGUACCAAGGCACAAAUGGUGAAGCCGUGCUUCUCACAAGAGAAGAGAGAAUACAAGCUCUCAAAACCGCACGACGCGCCGUGACUGAUCUUGGUGUGCCCGAGUACCCUAUCGUUGCUGGAAUCAGCGCGGAGAGCACAAACACCUCCAUAGAGUUGGCCAAAGAUGCCGCGGAAGCAGGAGCAAGCUUUGCCCUACUUCUCCCUCCCAGCUACUGGACCAAAGCCAUUAGCGAAGAGGCAUUGCACAAGUUUUUCCGAGAUGUCGCAGACGAAUCUCCUCUACCUCUUGUUUUGUACAAUUUUCCCCAAGUCACGCCAGGACAAGAUCUUACAUCGGACGAUUUGAUCGCCCUUGCUCAACAUCCCAAUAUCGUUGCCACAAAGCUUACCUGCGCCAACGUCGGUAAAGCUAUCCGAGUCACAUCCAAAUUCACACCCGAGCAAUUCACCGUGUUUGGCGGUUCUUCCGACUUCCUCUUUCCUACACUCGAGGCCGGAGGCUCAGGCUGCGUUGCUGCUCUCGGCAACGUCUUUCCAAAAUCCACGUCCAAAUUGUAUGAUCUAUGGGUAGCUGGGGAGAAGGAACAGGCACGAGCCCUCCAGGACGUUGUAGCAAAUGCCGAGUGGGCCUGCAAAAAGGGAGUUGUUCUUACAAAAUUCGGUGCCGGCCACUUUGUUGGCCCGAAGAUUGGUGUCAAAGCUGAAGCUUUCCACCCCCGAAGGCCGUAUCUGCCUCCAGCUGAGAAGGCACAGAAAUGGACAGUGGAUAUUAUGGGCGUGCUUCUCGAUGAGGAGGAGAAAAUUCCGGACAAGACUUUUGGAGUAAAUGGAGCGAAGUAAAGACACAAAAGUAAUCACGAUGUAAUGAGGAUAUCCUAGCACAAGAG
This is a messenger RNA of Aaosphaeria arxii CBS 175.79, 1180 nucleotides long. RefSeq names its product dihydrodipicolinate synthase. The transcript has 3 exons. Lineage: Eukaryota; Fungi; Ascomycota; Dothideomycetes; Pleosporales. Bases 126 to 1133 code for a protein of 335 amino acids. The record is from RefSeq and is a predicted model, not a curated record. Gene Ontology annotation, molecular function: 4-hydroxy-tetrahydrodipicolinate synthase activity.